This is a messenger RNA of Harmonia axyridis, 1573 nucleotides long. RefSeq names its product zinc finger protein 711-like. The record is from RefSeq and is a predicted model, not a curated record. Bases 357 to 1310 code for a protein of 317 amino acids. Gene Ontology annotation, cellular component: nucleus. NCBI's taxonomy places the organism in Eukaryota, Metazoa, Arthropoda, Insecta, Coleoptera, Coccinellidae. Gene Ontology annotation, biological process: regulation of transcription by RNA polymerase II. Gene Ontology annotation, molecular function: RNA polymerase II transcription regulatory region sequence-specific DNA binding; DNA-binding transcription factor activity, RNA polymerase II-specific. The transcript has 4 exons.
UACCCAACCCUGACAAAAAAAAUAUUGAAUAUUUAGCAAGAGUUAAUGCUGAUUGUGCUUUAUAAAUAGAAAUUCAAAAUCAGAUUCAUUGAUGAAAGAAUCUAUGGAAUAGAUUCUUCAAAAAGCGACUUUUGAACUAGUGGCAGUAUUAGUGAUUCUUUGAGAUGGAUGUUGGGAUAAAUAAUGAAACCGAAAACACUUUUCAUCAUUUUCAAAGAUAUCCUAUAGAUGGAGCAAGCUCCAAACUAGACUUUUCUGAUCUAAUAAAAUUUGCACGAUCUGGCUUUCUGGAUUACUUUGCUGGUGUGAUAAGAUUGAAGUGGGCCUUAAAAGUUGGCUGAGAAAGAUGAAAAUCGAUGGAGCAUUCAGAAAAUGAAGAAAAUAGUAUUCCUUCGGUAAAACAGGAAGCCGAGGAUAUCCCCGAUCAAUUCAUGGAUGAUGAUGAAGUUCACGAGAGGCCAGAAGAAUUCUUAGAAAUCGUUUACGAAAACGACUUGCCGCAGCCCUCGAUUCGUGCACACAAGUGCGAUAUAUGCAGCUACUCCACAAAUCGGCAACGAGACCUUAGAAGACACAUCAACUGCGUCCAUUUAAAUUUGAAGGAAUUCAAAUGCAAUCUAUGUGAGUAUGCCACAAGUCAAAAAAUCAACCUGAAACAACACAAAGACUGUGUUCAUUCGAAUCUGAAGGAAUUCAAAUGUGACCGAUGCGAAUACGCAGCGAACCAAAAAAUCAACCUAAAACAACACAUCGAUUCAGUCCAUCUGAAUCUGAAAGAGCACAGGUGCGACAUCUGCAAUUACGCCGCCAAUAGACAGCGUGAUCUCAACAGACACAUAAAUUCCGUGCAUUUGAAUUUGAGGGAUCAUAAAUGUGAUUUAUGCGAUUAUGCCACGGAUCGACAGUACGCUCUCAAGCGACACAUUGAUUCCGUUCACAUAAAUCUGAAAGAGCACAAAUGCGACUUGUGCGAGUACGUAACCAGUCAAAAGAAUAAUUUGAAACAACAUGUGGAUUCUGUUCAUUUGAAUCUGAGAAAGCACAAGUGCAAAAUGUGCGAUUUUACCACGAAUUGGAAGAAGGUGUUGAAGCAGCAUAUAGAUUCUCUCCAUUUGAAUCUGAAGGAACAUAAAUGUGAUAUAUGUACGUACGCUUCUAAUAAACGGCGUGAUCUUAAACGACAUAUAGAGUCUGUUCAUUUGAAGUUGAAACAAUACGAGUGCUUGUCAUGUGAUUAUUGUACAAAUUACAAACAUCAUCUCAAAGCGCAUAUAAAUUCAGUUCAUAUGAAAAUUGAAGAAACGACAUAAGUGAUUAUCUGCAAUUGUGUAAAUUCAAGUUAUGUCGUUAUUUUCAAAUAUAUGCUAAAGAUAUUGUUAAGAUUCAAUAAAGAAAAUGAUUUUGAUGUACUAAUAGGAUUUAAAUUAGGCUGUAUAGAACUUACUGGCAUAAUAAAUUAUUUAGUUUUAAUAAUUUUCAACUCCUCCAAAUAUAUAAUAAGCCAAUAAUUGAAAAUUAUAUCAAAUUGUUUAUUUGUAAUAUGUUAUCAUAAUAUAAUUUGUUAUUAAAUUGA